AUGACGGCAACACUUAUCAAAGCCAUCAAGUUCUGGGGUGGUCGUGCUCUCAUAUCUCGGGGCUGGAGUAAUCUGGGAGAUGCCGAGUCAGACGAUCAAAUUUUCUAUCUUGGAGACUGCCCUCAUGAAUGGUUGUUCCAACAUGUCGCCGCAGUGGUACAUCACGGGGGAGCAGGAACGACCGCAUGUGGUCUACGCUUUGGGAAGCCGACUACUAUUGUGCCGUUCUUUGGAGAUCAACUAUUCUGGGGGAAUAUGGUCGCAUCCUGCGGUAUUGGACCUAAGCCAAUUCCACACCGCACAUUGACUGCGGAUAAUCUAGCAGAGGCUAUUCGCUUCUGUCUCGAACCUAACACGCUCACUGCCGCCGAGGAACUCGCUAUCCGAAUGAGUGAGGAAUCUGGAGUGAGUGCGGCAGUCGCAUCUUUCCAUCGAAAUCUGCCUAUAGACCAGAUGCAAUGUCGCUUCUUUGGAUCUGAGCCGGCUGCAUGGAAAUUGAAACAAGAAAAUUCCAAGUCUGCCAUUUAUUUGUCUAAGAUGGCCGCGGGAAUCUUAGUUGAAAACACACGCAUUGAUCCAAAGGAUUUAAGCUCGCAUGAAAGUCGCCCCAUAUUUAUCCAAACACGGCGAUGGGAUCCCAUCACAGGCGGCACAUCUUCCUUGCUAGGCAUGUACAAAGACAUUCUCACAGCAUCGAGUGAUGUAGUCGUACAACCAUACAAAGAGUUCAAACGCGCCCAAUCAGGCGAAGGGGAGCUUCGAGUUAUCGAACCUACGAAUCGGUCCUCCAGCGAUGCAUCCUCGACAGGUGGGAUCUCCCGCGCAUCCACCAAUGAGAAACGGGACGCGCAAUGGAAGGUAACAAGCACAGCAGUGGGAAGCUCCGCCAAAAGCGUGGGGAAGAUCAUCGGGUAUUACUACAAGGGCGUGCUGGUCGAUAUACCCAUGGCAGUUAACGAGGGCCUAAGAGCAGUGCCCCGAAUGUAUGGAGAGGAAGUCAAAAGCUAUGACAACAUCAAGGACUUCAGAUCUGGAGCCGCCGCUGCUAGAGAGAACUUCACGGACGGAAUGACAGGGGUCAGUGAGAUCCUCAAGCAGCCCUACAAAGGGGCCCAAGAGGACGGUUUCAGAGGGAUGGUGAAGGGAUUCGUCAAAGGUCCUCUCAGUGUGGGCACGAAGGCAUCUUCAGCGGCGCUGGGGCUCGUAGCCUAUCCAGGGCAGGGAUUGGUCAAGAGUCUGCAUACGGCCAUGCACGGCAAGACUCGGAAAUUGAUAGCUAAAGCGCGCCUGAAGGAAGGCCAAUAUCUGGCAAUCCAAUCGCCCAAGGCCUGGUCAAAUUGCCCGGCUGUUCUCGAGGCAUUUGAAGCCCAGCAGCGACAGCCUGGGACUGAGAUCUCGGGAUUUGAGCGGAUCCAAGACUAGACGAGUAAAUAACAAUAUAAUUGAAGAAUAGAACCGG
Molecule: messenger RNA, 1459 nt
Organism: Penicillium canescens
Lineage: Eukaryota; Fungi; Ascomycota; Eurotiomycetes; Eurotiales; Aspergillaceae
Exons: 4
Coding region: 1-1422 (473 amino acids)
Molecular function (GO): UDP-glycosyltransferase activity
Source: RefSeq, a predicted model, not a curated record